Messenger RNA from Vigna unguiculata (cowpea), 941 nucleotides. RefSeq names its product pathogenesis-related thaumatin-like protein 3.5. Lineage: Eukaryota; Viridiplantae; Streptophyta; Magnoliopsida; Fabales; Fabaceae. The record is from RefSeq and is a predicted model, not a curated record.
UCACUGUCCUCUUAAAUAACAACCCUUCACACCACAUCAAAUGUCACACACACAAGGAGCAUGGCUAAUCCACACACUGCACUGCUCAAACUCACCUCCAUCUUCAUUUUCAUUGCCUCAGCACCUGAACUUGGAGGAAGCAGCAAGACAUUCACCUUGGUAAAUUACUGCAAGGAAACAAUAUGGCCUGGAGUAACACGCAGUGACAACCACAGUGGCGAUGGAUUCACAUUGAAAUCAGGACAAUCAACUGUUUAUACUGCUCCUGAUGGAUGGAGUGGGAGGAUAUGGGCCAGAACAGGAUGCAACUUUGACAGUGGCGGCAAUGGAAAGUGCCAAACUGGUGGGUGUGGCAGCAGCAUGAACUGUUCUGGCCCUGGAAACCCUCCUGCAACAAGUGCUGACUUCAGCCUUGGUGAAAUUGAUUACUAUGAUGUUAGUCUUGUGAAUGGCUUCAACUUACCGAUAGUAGUGAAAGCUAUGAAUGGCACAGGAAACUGCAGCACUGUUGGGUGUGAUGGAGAUUUGAGGCAGAAUUGCCCCUCAGAGUUGGCUUCGAAGGACAGUGACAAAGUUAUUGGUUGUCGGAGUGCGUGUGAUGUCUUCAACACUGAUGAGUAUUGCUGCAGAGGGACUUAUGGAAACCCUGCAACAUGUUUGCCUUCAAACUACUCCAAAAUUUUCAAACAAGUGUGUCCUGCAGCGUAUAGUUUUGCACUUGAUGAUCCUACGAGUCUGAUAACAUGUUCGAAAGCAGAUUUUGUUGUCAUAUUCUGUGGAUCGAGGAAUCAAACCACAUGCUCCUAUCACGACAAACAGGUUGCAUGUAAUCGAUCAAAAGGUUAUAAAGCCAUACCACAGAGCUGGUGGAUCCUGAUGUUACCAUUCACAUACAUGUUCACUUUAUGGAUCAUGCCUUAGCCAAUUAUGUGAUUGAAGGC